Molecule: messenger RNA, 1266 nt
Organism: Saxophila tyrrhenica
Lineage: Eukaryota; Fungi; Ascomycota; Dothideomycetes; Mycosphaerellales; Extremaceae
Gene: EXG2
Product: glucan exo-1,3-beta-glucosidase
Exons: 3
Coding region: 1-1266 (421 amino acids)
Biological process (GO): glucan catabolic process
Cellular component (GO): cell surface; extracellular region
Molecular function (GO): glucan exo-1,3-beta-glucosidase activity
Source: RefSeq, a predicted model, not a curated record
AUGUUGCUCAAAUCAGCUCUGGUGGCUGUGUGCGCCAUCUCCUCCGCAUGCGCUCUGCCAAGCUGGGGUCCUCCUCAUGGUCCGUCAGGCUUCCACUGGGGCAACGAGAAGAUCCGAGGAGUCAACCUAGGCGGCUGGCUGGUCCUCGAACCCUGGAUCACUCCGUCAAUUUUCCAGAACUAUCCCAAGGAGAACGGCAUCGUGGACGAGUACACCCUGUGCGAGAAGCUGGGCGCUAAGCGCGCAUACAAUGAAGUCCUCCGGCCGCACUGGGACAGCUGGGUGCAGUUCAAGGAUUUCCAGAAAAUCAAGGCUUCAGGAUUCAACAUGGUCCGGAUACCCGUCGGCCACUGGGCGUACAAUGACCUAGGGCCGUAUGCGAGAGGGGCAGCGCCCUACAUCGACAGAGCCAUCGGCUGGGCCAGACAGACAGGACUGAAGGUCAUAAUCGAUCUGCACGGUGCUCCCAGAUCCCAGAAUGGAUUCGACAACAGCGGCCACAAGAUGGAGACGCCACUCUGGACAACCGGCGACAGCGUCAAGAAAACCUUAGCAGCCUUGAAAAAGAUCCAGACUAAAUACGGCGCUCCCUCCUACAACGACGUGAUCGCCGGUAUCGAGCUGCUCAAUGAACCCAUGGCCACCUCUCUCGACUUUAACACAGUCAAGCAAUUCACGCGCGACGGCUACGGCCAGCAGCGCGCCGCCUCCCAGUCGCGAGUGGUCGUUUUCCAAGACGGCUUCAAACACCCCAGCGACUAUAACGGCUUCCUCACCCCCUCGGACCACGACAGCCAAUGGGUCGCCAUCGACCACCACGAAUACCAAGUCUUCACCGACGAUUUUGUUGCCAUGCAGCCCUGGCAGCACCGACAGGCCGUGUGCAACAAUGCCUGGGCCUACUCGGGCGCGGACAAGUGGACGUUUGUGGGCGAGUGGUCGGCUGCGAUGACCGAUUGCGCGGCGGCGCUGAACGGGUAUGGGGUUGGCGCGAGGUACGAUGGAACGUACCCCGGUUCUAAGCACGUCGGGAGCUGUGAAAAUAUCAAUUUCAUCGAGACCUGGAGUCAGCAGUUCAAGGACGACACAAGGGGGUAUAUUGAGGCGCAGAUGGAGACCUUCGAGGCGCGUACGCAGGGAUGGGUGUUUUGGAACUUCAAGACGGAGGGGUCGCCCGAGUGGGAUGCUUUCAGGUUGAUUGACGCGGGAGUGUUUCCUCAGCCUCUGACGUCGAGGAAGUUUGGCGCCAUUUGCGACAACAACUAG